ACCGAGCAAAAAAACUGGCACUAGAUGAUCAAACUGAUGUAAUUUUAUGUCGGUGGCAACUGUCCAAGCGGAAAUUUUUGUAUUCUUGUUCUUCAAAUUUUAAGUAAAAUUCAAAAUCUACUUCAAGAAAUCAAUACCAAUCAAUACGAAACUUGUGUUGCCUUAAAUUGUUAAAAAUGAGCGGAAAAUUUACGUUUGACGAGUCUUCCAGUCCACAAAACGAAGUUGACAUGUCUGAGAAUUUGCUUCACGGGUUUCCUUGCGUUGACAGUCCAUCAAGUGUCGACUCUGGUAACUCAUCAAGUCCCAGUUCGCCACAUCUUGCAACAGAUGGGUCUUUUUCUUCGGGUCAGGAAAGUCCAGUUGAAAAAAGCCUUAGUUCACCAGAUGUCUGGGAAUCCCAGCUUUCGCCUACAAAAACUUCUGCCGUUCCAGCUGCAGAAAAAACAGUGAAAAAAUUAUUAGAGCUUCUUGUUGCUGCAAAAACUGCUGGAGAGCGGUCUUUGAUAUCAAAUCUUUUGACUACACUUGUUACUAAUUCUCUUGCAAAAAACAACCCAUCUCUGCAUAAAUCCUUGGUUAUUAAAAGUGAUUCUCAGAAUAAGCAGACUGCUGGUGUUAAAAGACCAGCAUCUCUAGGCAAUGAGAGCAUUAUAAAUAAAAAACAGAAAACUGCUCCAUGUUCAAUCCCUAUAAAACCUUCAAUUGUUAUGAUAGAAGAGCCUGAAAAGAACUAUAGAGCACGUUAUGAAAGUGAAGGUUGUCGUGGACCUGUUCAUGGAUCUACUGAGCUCACUUUUCCAACAUUUAUGGUUCAAGGUUAUAAUGCCCCUUUAUGGGUGACUGUGUAUCUUGCUACCAGCAAUGGCACACCUCAUUUUCAUUUGUUAUGUGGUCCUGGUUCGACCAAAUUGCCUUGUCGUAAUAUUACUUUGAAGGAUGAAGUAACUGCCAUUCAAGUUUUGGUUGGUCCAGAGACUGAGAUGACUGCUGUUUUGGAUUGCAUAAGUUUGAAGAGGAGAAGAAAUUUUGAAGCAGACAAAGAACUUCGAAGAAGAGGUUUAAACCCUGCCAAUUGGAAAUCAGAGAGGAAAGAAGCAUGUUUUGUAAUGACUGCAGAAAUUCCUGGUAGCCCCAAACAAACAAUUUCUUGCAAAUCCAAAGUCUUUCAAUGUACUGCUCCUCCUGGAAAUCCUGAAAUUUGGUGGAUGAAACCUGUUGAGGGUUCUGUUACUGGUGGUGAUGAAAUUGGCAUAAUUGGAAAGAAAUUCUUAAAAGGUUUUCAAGUGCGUUUCUAUGGAGAAUUACCUAGUGGCGAAGGUUGGGAAGCUUAUGGGGAGAUAAACAGAAGCAAAUCAAACACGGGUGCGUGUGUGGUUAAAUCCCCACCUCUACCUGCAUCGUGCGUAACAUCUCCGUUAAGCGUUAAUGUGGAGAUAAGUGGUGACAUAGCGAACAAUUAUACUAGCAGCGAUUCCGUUCCGUUUACGUAUGUACCUGUUCCGCCACCAGCUCCUGAACCAAAAGCAAUCGUGUCUCCUCUAGAUGAAGAGUUACCAUCUCUCGACCAAGAUACGCAAGAACUGUACGAUUUAUUUCGUGAUAUUUCCCAAGUGACGACAGAUUCGGCGUACAUUCUUGAUCUUGGUAUUGAUGCGCUCGACAAAGAAUGGAAACAAAUUUUGGACUCCAUAGAAGAGCUUUAUCGGACGAAGCAAAUCACUGAGUUCCAGCAGAAGGAACUCAAAUUCUUAGUGUCCCAGCACGACACUAUCCUGCUUGAAGCAUUUCGAACGACCAAACAUUCCGUUACAGAUUCGGAGUUUCUGCACGUUUUUUGCCAAUAUCUUGCUGGUCUAAGUAAUUCAGUUUCGUCAAAUUAGGAAAUUUUAAUAAGAUGGCACUUGGCACUUUUGGUAUAUUGGUUUUAAGACAGCAAGAUUUUAGCAAAAUGAAAAAGUAUAUAGAGGAAAUUGGUUUGAGCUAUGUUCAUUUAAUUUUUAAUUGUUAUGUUGCUCAAAUUUUGGUUGCGAGAUGCAGGAAAAUUUUGUGAAUUGGUUGUAACUGUCAAAUUGACAGUUGUCAAAUAGAAUUUCUAUAAAGCAGAGAUAAUAUAAUUUAUUCAUUAAAUUCUUGUAAUAGUGGUUAUUAUAUAACUUGUAAAAUAAAAGAGUACCAACAAUUAUGUAAAGUUGCGUCCUAUUUCUAUGUAUUAUAUAGGUAUGUACUUUUCCUUGUAAAUUUAAAAUACAUAAAAUGACCUUUGAUUUACCAUAA
Xenia sp. Carnegie-2017 is the source of this 2277-nucleotide messenger RNA. RefSeq names its product nuclear factor of activated T-cells 5-like. Bases 177 to 1883 code for a protein of 568 amino acids. The transcript has 11 exons. Gene Ontology annotation, cellular component: transcription regulator complex. Gene Ontology annotation, biological process: regulation of transcription by RNA polymerase II. Gene Ontology annotation, molecular function: transcription factor binding; DNA-binding transcription factor activity, RNA polymerase II-specific; RNA polymerase II cis-regulatory region sequence-specific DNA binding. Lineage: Eukaryota; Metazoa; Cnidaria; Anthozoa; Malacalcyonacea; Xeniidae. The record is from RefSeq and is a predicted model, not a curated record.